ACCCAACCCUGAAUUUUCUUUCUAGCUCAACAGGUUGCUGCAGCGACUUGCGCAUUGAAAUUUAGGUGGAGUUCUUUUCUUUUUUGCCUACCUGGAUCAAGAAGCGGCUCUCUGUCUCUGCUUUCUGCUCUUCCUUCUUUUUCUUCUCUCUCCCUGACUUACAGACAGACAGACACAGACACACACACACACUUUUUGUCAGCCUUUAUUAAACUGCUGUUUUUCCUAGACCACUGAAGCAACAGCAGGGAGACCUUUUUGCUUACCAGUCAAGCCACUGAAGAACUCCCAAGCAAGAUGGUUAAGUAUGGCCUGGAUUACACCCGCUGCAGAUGGAUCUUGCCUCUUCUGCUGGGCCUAGCAAUGAUCUUUGGCAUCAUUGCACUUCUUGGUUGGGGCUGGAUCUACUCCCAAACCCUGCCGCGUACAGUUCAAGGCUCGUUAUGGAGGCUAUGUAACGUACAAAAUGAAGGGGAUUGCAUGUCGCUCAUGGAUUUUGCCUGGGGUAGAGGUGCAGCUGGCACUUUCUUAGUUGGAUUUGUGCUCAUAGUUAUCUGUUUUGCCUUGUCCAUCAUCGCGUUUGCUAUCCGAACACUCCGUUUCAACUUCUUGAGAGGAAUAGGAGGCCUGUGUUUUGUUGCUGCUGUGUUCUCACUAAUGGGCCUUAUCAUCUACCCUGUAAUGAUAUCAAAAGAGGUAAUUUUACCUGUGAAUACUGUGAAUGAGUUCGGCUGGUCUUACGGCUUUGGGUGGACCAUGUGUCUCAUGGCAAUAGGCCUCGGAUUCUUCUUUUGCUGCAUCCCCCUCUACGAAGAUCAUAUUUUGGGAAACGUCAAGCCGUAUUAUUAUCCAAAUCUAUAACUGCUAGGAGCAGCAGCAGAGACAUCUUACUGAUUUCCUGAAUGUUUGGUUCCAAAUUUAAAACUGCACACCUGUAACCACCCACUCAUCCAUCCACACAUUAGUAGCAACAUAAAGGCUUAGCAAAUUUUUUAAAAGAACAUUUAAAAUCAUUUAAGUAUGUUAAAAAUACGAAGUUAUUUUCCAUUUUUGUUUGGUGUGGGUUGGCUGGGCUUUUUUGCAACUUUUCUUGAUCUCUAGUAAUAAUUGGGAGUCACCAGGCUUUGGUGUCUUUCUAAGGUAAAGCUGAUAAAUCAAACAUUCACGAAUUCAUUGGCAUAAUGGAUGAAUUAUGCAUUCAAAUGUACAUAUUUAAUUGAAUCUGAUUUGUUCCCUCUAAAAGGGAAUUUGGUGCCAGUGGCGUUGUUGUAAACAAUCUACAAACAUCUCCUCUUGUUUCAGCCCGUGGAUUUACAAUAAUUUGUCAAAGAAAUUAUUUGCCAAAUUAUGUCAAGAAAUAUUUAGUCCAGAAAGCUCAGUAUCUUAAUCAAAAACCUAAAAAUGUCUUCAGCACUGAACUACUGAAAUAUUCCUUUUAGUUGGUUAAUAUACUGAUUAAAAUCAGUACAGUUGACUGUAAUGUUUAAUCAGCCAAUCUCCCAACAUCUACUUGCAUUACUCUGCAUUCAGAUAUUCCUACAUUGCAGGGAAACAUGAGGCCUCCUGGUCUGCUUUUUCAGAACAGUGGGUUGGAUUCAGACUCUCCUUUCCAUGUAUGGAAGGGCUCCUUCAAGCCAUGGCAUCUCCAAUUUAAAAAAGAAUCAGG
Molecule: messenger RNA, 1666 nt
Organism: Elgaria multicarinata webbii
Lineage: Eukaryota; Metazoa; Chordata; Lepidosauria; Squamata; Anguidae
Product: p53 apoptosis effector related to PMP-22-like
Exons: 3
Coding region: 298-861 (187 amino acids)
Biological process (GO): cell-cell adhesion
Cellular component (GO): membrane; cell-cell junction
Source: RefSeq, a predicted model, not a curated record